CAGAAGCGCAGCAUUAUCGAACAUUAAGAUAGCCUGCUUAAUCGUAGAGUGCGACCAGCCUCUGCGAUUUACAUCCAGAGAACGGGAUAACCGGGGACAUUGGCAAUUCUUGUUGUUGGGACAGGUGUUGAAGACCGCAGAAUGGAAACCGCAGAUCCUCCGAAGGGCCGGGAAUGCCCGCAGAAGAGGUCCCCCUUCGACAUGAUAAUGAACCAGAUACGUAGGAAGACGUCCUUCGCGGAGCGGCGCGCCAGGCCUUCCGUGGGCCGCCUCUUUCGCCCCUCCGAAAACGCCGACGGGAAGGAAGGAGGCGCCCCUGAAACCGGAGGGCCAGGCGGCCAGGGUGGCGACAAGAGCACAGGUACGGUGCCCGGCGGCAGUGAUCCCGCAGACACCGAGGCGAGUUCGGAAGCGGGGUGGGGCCGCGUGAAGCAGUUCGUUCAGAAGCUGGGGAAGAAGGCAGACAGCCAUGCUCUGAGUCUUGGCCACUGUGACCUGACGGCCACCGAUGUUCUGGAGCUGGCAACCCUGCUGCCUUUCCUCAGCCUGCUGGAGGAGAUCGACCUGUCGUGGAACGACCUGAUUGGUGGGUCGCUGAGGGCCUUGACCUUUCACCUCCAGCACGUGAGCAAACUGAGGAUCCUGAGGUUGUGCAGCUGCAGGCUGACGGCGGAGGACCUCACCGCGCUGGGGGAGGGCCUGGGUUAUAUCCCUCUGCUGGAGGUGGUGGACCUGUCCUGGAACGCCGGCCUCGGGGGGAACCUGCAGUGCCUCGCGCGUAGCUUCCAGCCAGGCAACAGGGUGAAGGAGCUCCACCUAGUGGAGUGCCAGCUUACUGCAGCGGACGCCCAGGCCCUGGGGGGGGCGCUGUGUGUGCUGCCAGGCCUGGAGCUGCUGGACGUCUCCGCUAACGGCCCGCUGGUGGGGGGGCUGGGAGAGCUCGCCCCCCAGCUGAGGAACCUCCCGCAGCUGAGGGUGCUUCGGCUGCAGGCGUGUGGACUGCAGCAGGACGCCCUCAACGCACUGGGAAAGGCGUUCGAGUUCCUCCCGGCCCUUCAGGAGCUGGAUCUGUCCUGCAAUAAGGCGGCCGGUGGGGGGUUCGUGCAGGCGGGCCCUCACUUGGCCCAGCUCACACACCUGCGCAGCCUGGACCUUCACCUGUGCGGUCUGACAGAGGACGACGUGCGGGCGCUGGUCCAGGUCAUUCCAUCCCUCAGUGACCUCACAAUGCUGGAUUUGUCGUCCAAUAAGAAGAUCGGGGGCGUGGUUCAUUUGCUGUUCCCCAGCCUCCCACUGUCAAAGCUGAAGAGGCUUCCCUUGAAUAACUGCUGUCUGACAGACGAAUCCUACCGCUCUUUAGCCUCGGCGAUGCAGCGUCUCUCUCAGCUGGAGUCUCUGAGCCUGUCCUGGAAUAAGUGCGUGGGAGGCCACCUGGGCCUGCUGCUGGAGCCACUGCAGCCGGGCUGCCCCCUGCAGCAGCUGCAGCUCAGCAGCUGUGGCCUGACCACUGAGGACCUGCUGCACCUGGCCUCUGCGUCGAAGCGCGGCGUCCUGGCGCACCUGAGACGCCUGCACCUGAUGUACAACGACAGCGCGGGGGGGCAGGGCUGGGCGCGCCUCUUCCAGGAGGCGGGGGCCCUGCGGGCGCUGGUGGAGCUGGACGUCAGCCUGCGCCCCUCGGGCCGCGCCCCCGCCUCCCCCUGGCUUCCCGCCCUGAUGGGGGCGCUGCCGCGCCUGCCCGCCCUGACCCGCCUGUCCCUGCAGCGCUGGGUCCUCACGCCCCGCGAGCGCGACGCCCUGGACGCCUUCGGCAAGGACACAAAGAGGAGGCUGCACCUCGAGUGCGACGCUCAUGAAGCCGCAGCACACAAGAGGGCGGGCGUGGCUGAACAACAGGAUGCAUAG
Megalops cyprinoides (Indo-Pacific tarpon) is the source of this 1905-nucleotide messenger RNA. RefSeq names its product leucine rich repeat containing 31 (gene lrrc31). Gene Ontology annotation, molecular function: protein binding. The record is from RefSeq and is a predicted model, not a curated record. The coding region runs from base 142 to 1905 and encodes 587 amino acids. The transcript has 11 exons. Lineage: Eukaryota; Metazoa; Chordata; Actinopteri; Elopiformes; Megalopidae.